CAGCGGCAGCAGCAGCAGCAGCAGCAGCAGCAGCAUCAGGGAGAGAAGGCAUCGCCAGGUCGACGAGAGACACAAAGUGCAAGAGGUGCAGGUGGCGUGGCAAGAGGAAGAAACGGAAGCGGAGGUGGUGGAUUAUUACGAACGCGUUGCGUUGCCGUUGUUGCUGUCGCCGUCGAGAGAACUCCUCGCCGGUAUUGUCGUUGUCGCCGCAACCACCGCAGCAGCCGCGACUGUCGCAGUCGCUGCCGUCUCGGUCGGCCGUGGUACGUUGGUCCAGGGGAACUUCUAAGGGCCCCGCCAACCUGGGCCGCUCAGGCAGGCACCUGGGCGACUGGUCCGGGAUACGCACGAGCGGGGCUGACAUCAUCGAACAGCGGGGAUAUAACCCCGGUAAAUGGUCGCUCGCCGACAGAGCAACGAAGUGGACGACGACGUGGAUUAUCGUGGCGCGAGUUUGCUUAUUAUCGCGGAGACGAUCAGGGACGUGUACGAAAAAAGAAACGGAAACGAAAGGAGAGCGGAGAUCACCCGUCCAGGAAGGCAUUGACGUGUAUCGCUGCACGGAAAGGGAAAGUGAGGAAAAUCUGGUACGAGUUAUCAAGUGGUGGAAGAAUAUCUCCGAUAUAUCUCCGAAGGAACACUUGGAAGCGAAAUCGCCUGAGCGAUCACGUUGCGCAGCGUUCCUCAGCGCGUCGUGUCUCAGCAGACGUACCGGAAAUAACGGUAGCAGCUGCAGAAGCAACGUCGUGGGUCGCGUCGCGAACGGCGUUCGGGGAGCAGAGUCACGAAGAGUCGAGUGUCGGAGAGCAGAGCGCGUGCCGAGAGGCGGGCCUCAGAUUUGGUGGCAGCGAUGCGGGGCCUCCUGCAGCAGCCCGGCUGCGAUACGGAUCAUCUACGCCACGAGUCCAUCGCGAGUCAUCUAUUUCGUCAUCAGUCGACGUGCACGAUAUCGAGGAAAAGGAGGCAGCGGAAAGAUCAAUCAGUUCUGGUGGAGGAAGGCGAAGCACAUCGCAUCGUACAGUUACGAACGUGCACGUCAAGGAACGUCGACGAGGAGGUGCGCGACGACGACGGCAGGACGUCGGGGACGUUAGCGUCCCCGAUUAUCCCGUCGCGCCCAUGCUGCUCGACUCGUUCGGACUCACGGGACCACCUACGUCGAAAAAAUGGAGAAAAGAGAAGAAAUGGGUGCAGAAAAAGGAGAAGAAGCAGAAGCUCUGGUUAUCGUCGUCGUCGUCGUUGUCGUCGACCUCGUUCGUGGAGUGCGUACGGUCCGGUUGUCAUUCGUAUACGUCGUCGAAAUCGUUCUCCAGGUCGAUUCGCGAUCGCGUCAUCGACGACGUUGGCAUAUCCACCGCCGCGCAAUACCAUCACGAAGCCCGACACUUCCAAACCGGGCACGGACCCGAUGAGAAAGCCGGAACUGCCACUGCCUUUCGCAUCUCUCGCGAUUCCGCUUCGCACGGCGUGGUGCGCGCGCGCACAUGUGAUCGCCACGAGGAUCACGAGGACGAUAAUGAGAGCGACGCGUUGCGCGCGCGGACGCGCAUACUUGGCGCUGAUUGUCCGUCGCCGCGACGACGGACACCGCGAACAGCAAGAAGAAGGUCAAGAAGAAGACGAGGGAACGGAGCGAUCUCCGAGGAAGAGCCCAAUGUGGCUACCUCGGCCGUUUCUUUCGUCGACGUGCAUGCUUACACUGCCUAUAGCGAUGACAGAGACGACGAUGACGAUGGAGAAAACGACGGUGACGACGACGAUGACAACGAGGGACAUUGCGAGCGAAAGAGAAUCCACAGUGAUGGGUCCAAGAAGGACCACGACGAAUACGAGGAAGAUGGAAGCAAUGACAGCGCGCAUGUUAGUGUCUCGGAUAAUCCGCGCGAUGAAUACAAACAUGAAAACGAGUCUCGCGAGAACUACAUCCACACCGAGGGGAAUACGAGUAGUGGUGUAUCUAAGAGUGAUCAGUGGGCAUCGCAAUCUUCUUCGUUUAAUUGGAAGAGGGAUCGCGAACGUGUCGAUGGCUACGGACGCGAGUACCUGACAGUGGACGAGGUGUUCGAUGGACAAGGACGAAGAAAAGGAGAAUGGUAUAGUGAGAGGAGAUGUAGCGAUAACACUGCCUGGUUCCAAAAGCCAAUUACUAGGAGAAAAGGAAGAGGCGAAGGAGGAGGAAGAGAAGGAAGAGGAAGAGGAGACAAGCCGCAUAUACGCAGGAGCUACUACAGGUUGCUGCUGUUCGUGUUAUAUCUUCUGGCGUGGCCUCUAUUGUGCUCGAGCAGUCCCUUAGGUCACCUCGCUUCGACUUUCGCGCAGAACCCGACCCUCGCGCACACCAAGAAUCCCGCACAACGGGGUAACACUACGCCGCCGGACAUGUUGUUCUCGUCGUCGACGGUCAUCGAGCACCAAUACAAGCAUUCGCAACAAUACGUUCAGGGUAGCGAUUACAAUACCGAUAGCGAGCGUCAUCGUCAUCAUCAGCAACAGCAACAGCAGCAGCAACAGCAACAGUCGGAUCAAGAGAAGCCCGACGAACAGCGGCACCCCUACAACGAAUACACUUGGGAGGUGAACCAAAUGAAUCCCUGGUUGUCGGCCUGCGAUCUGGCGGGACCAGCGCCGACCGAUCUUCAGGGUAGCUGCGGAGCACCUCCACCGGAGGUGCCCAAGUACUGCCCGAAGCUGUGCAAAAACGCUUCCGAGAUAAUGAAGACCUAUAAUAUGAAGAUAAAUAGGGGGGUCGAGGACGGAGGCGAGAGCGGCAGUCAACAUGGCGAUAAAUAUAGCACCGAUGAAAAGAAGGAGGAGAAGGAACAGUGCCUUUUAUAUCUCGAGGAAUCGCACAAGAAGAUCAUCUGUCAAAUGAAGAAGAAUAAUCCAAGUGAUCUGCUGCUUCGGCUGCGUCUACGGCACUGCUGCGAGCACGCGGUGUUCAACGCCCUGGCGCCGGGCAAGGGCGGUCCGCUUGAGGACGUGCUAAACGGCGGCAAGAAGUGCGAUGAUGCCUUGGACAAGCUGUUGCUCGUUGAUGCCCUGGCCGCGAGGCUGCAUUGCGAGUUCGAGGAGGUACUGGCGCGCUACGAUUGCGCCCAGCCGUACUCCGUCAUCCACAACUGCACCCAUUGCAAGGAGGCGUAUAGGAAAUGGGUGUGCAGCUCCCUGGUGCCUUACUUUGCUCACAGGAGUCCGAAAAACGUGAAUACCUUGGAGGGCAGCUGGACCGGCCCCAGAUUGAGGCCCUGCCGAUCCUUUUGCCAGACCGUGGAGCAACGUUGCCCCUACUUCCUUCCGGGCGAUCGUGCCCCCGCAUACCCUACACAAUACGCCGGCGAACCCACUUUUCUUUGCAGAGACCCGAACAUCCCUGAGACCGGCGAGCAGGCCGCAAGGGCAUUGCACAGCAUCAGUGACGAUGAGUGCUGCUUCCACGUAUGCUCCGAGGAUACCAAAGAGGGUAUCUGCACCAAAUGCGAGGAGCCGUGGAAACAUGGCAAGUUUCAGGAUCCUGCGACGGCACCCCAGUGCGAGCCCCCAGUGAACCUUCAAUCUGGUUCUACAGAUCCGGGCUCGCAGCCGGGUCAACCGGAAACAUCCACCGACGAUCUGGACACCAGCACCACUCCUUCCUCGUCCAAUACCACGGCAUCUUCGACCACCGUCGGCCAAAAGGACACGGCAUUCUGCGGUAGCGGCCGCAUCGGCUCGAUAUCGAGCGCAUCUUCGCUCGGUCGAUCGAACCCAUCGAUUGUCCUUCAAUUUUUCUGGCUUUGUUCAAUUCUGAUCACUCUCCCUGCGAACGCGCUGCAGUACAAUACCCGUGUCCUGGAGUGUCCCUUCGGAUUCCUUCGGCUAAUCGGUUCCGGCCUGCUUUUUUCGGGCACGUUCGUCCUGCGGAGGGUCUUCAACGAUGUUCGCGUUUCCUUUGAUCCACGCUCGACCGGGAUCUAUCGAUUUGCCGCCAUAUGUUGCCUCCUGUUCGUCCUCGGGAUGCCCGGACGGGCGGUGAUGAAGUGCCGUUGUCGCGGAUGGUGGUGGUGGAGGUCCUGGAGGAGAUCCAGCAGCCGGCACUUCCGUUGGAAAUUCCUUCGUCGUUUCGGCGUCGCGUCCCAGCGGUCCGUCUUGCGCGACGUGUCGAUCGCUAUCCUCGAGCUAUUCCUCAAGUUUGCGGCAAAGUGUCGAUGCCGCGAUUGGUGGUGGCUGUGGCGUCGGUGGCGAAAGUACGGCUCGACAGGCGGGCAGUACACGAAGCUCGUCCCUCGGAGAAAACGUACAGUGAUUUACAAGGCAGCACAUCAACAUCGCAGGAGAAGAAGAGAUCUCUCCAGGGUUCUCAGGGUAGACAUCGCAAGUUCGGCCAAAUCGAUCUCCAGGAAGGACCCGCCAUAGGGUGGUCAACUUCGCUUUCCUGAAUACGCAGGAUCGUACGGGUUUUCUUCUAUCGCGGGAUAUCCGCGAGAGCUUGUCUUCACGGUGCUAGAAUUACUCGAGAAGCACCCAGACUCGAUCGAAGCGAAACUCGAUCGAGGACAAAUCGACGUUGUGAAAACGUUAGACGAAAUACGAGGAAGUAUACGAAGGAUCACACAGGGAAUGUCCCCGGGAUAUUACACGGGUAGAAAGAACACCAGCACUGCGAGGAGAAUAGUGAGGAAGUAGCAGAGUGCGAAAGGAUCCAAGAAUCAGAUAGAGGAACGGCGGGCCGGUCUCGUCGACGACUUCGGUUCCGCUGACUAGAGCAAAAGAGGAAGGAAAGGGAGAACCAUAACUUCAUCAACAACAAAAACAA
This is a messenger RNA of Acromyrmex echinatior (Panamanian leafcutter ant), 4792 nucleotides long. RefSeq names its product calcium-permeable channel component Mid1 (gene Mid1). Gene Ontology annotation, cellular component: plasma membrane. NCBI's taxonomy places the organism in Eukaryota, Metazoa, Arthropoda, Insecta, Hymenoptera, Formicidae. Gene Ontology annotation, biological process: calcium ion import across plasma membrane. The record is from RefSeq and is a predicted model, not a curated record. Gene Ontology annotation, molecular function: stretch-activated, monoatomic cation-selective, calcium channel activity.